CCGUGUGCUCCGCUAGGGAUCGCAGGGACAGACACUCCGGUUCCUCCAGGCUCGUCAUGGCGGCUCAGACCCGAGCUGUGGUGUCCGGCCAGUGGCUUGCAGAGGCCGUCCGGUGCAACCUGGUCGGUCCCAAGCUCCGCAUCCUGGACACGUCCUGGCAUCUGCCCAAACUGAAGCGGGACGCGAAGACCGAGUUUGGACAGACUCAUAUUCCAGGCGCCUUGUUUUUUGACAUAGUGGAGUGCUGCAACCAGAGCGCUGCGUAUGAUCUGAUGCUGCCGACCUCCAGCCAGUUCUCCCAGUAUGUGGGUGACCUGGGCAUCGGCAGCGACACGCACGUAGUCGUGUACGACACCAGUGAGUACGGGUCGUAUAUCGCGCCCCGGGUGUGGUGGAUGUUCCGGAUGUUCGGACACAGCCUGGUGUCGGUGCUGGACGGCGGCUGGAAGAACUGGCUGGUGGACGGUCACCCGGUCACAGCGGAGAGAUGCGUCCCGGAGCGCAGGGAGUUCGGGGCCAAGGCCAAUCUGUCCUGGGUGAAGAGCUACGAGGACGUGCUGGAGAACGUGGGCACCAGGCGGGUGCAGGUGGUGGACGCUCGACCUGUAGGCAGGUUCAGGGGGACUGAGCCGGAGUUCAGGGACGAUACGCUGCCGGGCCAUUUCCCUGGUGCGAUCAACAUGCCCUUCACUACCUUCAUGGAUGCCAGUGGAAAGAUGCUGGAAACCGAGGGCCUGUCUAAAGUGUUCAGAGAGGCCGGGGUGGACCUGGAGCAGCCGCUGUGGACCACCUGUAGUUCUGGUGUCACCGCGUGUCACGCUGUCCUGGCUGCUCACCUGCUGGGCCACCCCGAGGCCUGUGUGUACGACGGCUCCUGGUUUGAAUGGUUCAAGAGGGCAAGUCCGGAGCACAUCAUCUCAGAGGGAGAAGGAAAGAAGGUCUGAACAAACCACAUCGGACAGGCAUCAUCUGAAGAGGGUUUUCACAAGGGGAAGCUCUCGAAAAAUAUACUCUUUCUGUAUCGCACUAUAGAUCAAAUUUGUAUUCUUAUAAAAAAUGUACAAUAAAUGGUUGCCUGAG
Limanda limanda (common dab) is the source of this 1080-nucleotide messenger RNA. RefSeq names its product thiosulfate sulfurtransferase-like. The transcript has 2 exons. Gene Ontology annotation, cellular component: mitochondrion. Gene Ontology annotation, molecular function: thiosulfate-cyanide sulfurtransferase activity. Bases 57 to 944 code for a protein of 295 amino acids. NCBI's taxonomy places the organism in Eukaryota, Metazoa, Chordata, Actinopteri, Pleuronectiformes, Pleuronectidae. Gene Ontology annotation, biological process: transsulfuration. The record is from RefSeq and is a predicted model, not a curated record.